Messenger RNA from Gracilinanus agilis (Agile Gracile Mouse Opossum), 1262 nucleotides. RefSeq names its product hydroxycarboxylic acid receptor 1 (gene HCAR1). Gene Ontology annotation, cellular component: membrane. The record is from RefSeq and is a predicted model, not a curated record. Gene Ontology annotation, biological process: G protein-coupled receptor signaling pathway. NCBI's taxonomy places the organism in Eukaryota, Metazoa, Chordata, Mammalia, Didelphimorphia, Didelphidae. Gene Ontology annotation, molecular function: G protein-coupled receptor activity. The transcript has a single exon. The coding region runs from base 37 to 1065 and encodes 342 amino acids.
UACCUGGCACCCCAGCUCCCUGGUUCUCUCUCAAUCAUGAACGGAACUUGCUGCCUCAUCAAAGGGGACACCAUCGCCCAGGUGAUGCCUCCCUUGCUGGUCCUGGCAUUUGUGCUUGGAGCCUUGGGCAACGGGCUCGCUCUGUGUGGCUUCUGUUUUCACAUGAAGUCAUGGAAACCAAGCACCAUCUACCUGUUCAACCUGGCCGUGGCUGACUUCCUUCUGAUGGUGUGCCUUCCCUUUCGGACUGAUUACUACCGGAAAAAUCGGAAGUGGGUCUUUGAAGACGUCCCCUGUCGAGUGGUACUAUUCAUGCUGGCCACCAACCGGGCCGGGAGCAUCGUGUUUCUCACAGUGGUCGCCAUAGAUCGUUACUUCAAGGUGGUCCACCCGCAUCACACCUUGAACACCAUCUCCAACCGGACGGCGGCUUGCAUCACCUGUGCCCUCUGGGUAGUGGUCAUCGCGGGAACUCUCUAUCUGCUCACCGAGAGCCACCUGUGCGUGCAGGGCAACACGGUGUCUUGCGAGAGCUUCAUCAUGGAGUCUGCCAAUGGCUGGCACGACAUCAUGUUCCAGCUGGAGUUCUUCCUGCCUCUGGGCAUCAUCUCCUUCUGCACCUUCAACAUCAUCGGGAGCCUGAGGCAGAGGCAGCAGCUGACCAGGCAAACCCGGGUGAAGAAGGCCACUCGGUUCAUCGUUGUGGUGGCCGCCGUGUUUGUCACUUGCUACCUGCCCAGCGUCUCGGCCAGACUGUAUUUUCUCUGGACAAUCCCUUCGAGCGCCUGUGACGGGUCUGUGCACGUGGCCCUUCACGUCACCCUCAGCUUCACCUACAUGAACAGCAUGCUGGACCCCCUGGUAUACUAUUUUUCAAGCCCUUCAUUCCCAAAAGUCUACACCAAAUUCAAGAUCUGGGGUCUAAGACCCAAGCGUGCGGGAGAGUCAAAGGCACAGAACCCAGAAGGGACGCCAACAUCAAAACUCUGCCCCAAGAGCUGUAUUGGCAUGGAGGAUAACUCCAGGAGCCAUCCAGAUGUUCAGUGGGACCUCCAAAUAUUUUGAAUGCCAUGCCCCAGCAGAAUUCAUUGGGACACCAAAGACAAAAAGAUAGGUGAUAUGGAAGUAAUUUGUGGGAAGAAAGUGGGGGCGGGAGGGAGGGAAGAAGAGGAGGUUGCCUUGGAAAAUACUGCCUUCCCUAGGGAUGUCUUCAAGAAAUGGAUGGAAUCCCCGCUAUUAAACCUCUUUGCCACGUUCCAGAU